CCUUUUCCUAGACUAAGUGUGAACAAUACUGGCCUGGAGACAGCAGACCUUGCAUGUAUGGAGAGCUGGUGGUCACCACCAGAUAUGAGCAGAAGGAGCUUUUCUGGACAUUAAGGGAAUUUACAGUAAAACAUAAGGACAGCUCAGAGGAACGCACAAUGAAACAUUUUCACUUCACCGCCUGGCCUGAUCAUGGAGUUCCACAGGGCACAGAGGUCCUGAUCCAGUUCAGAGGACUGGUGAGACAGCACAUAGAGAGAGAAGGGACUGGAGCACCUACUGUGGUCCACUGCAGUACCGGAGUAGGGAGGACAGGCACCAUUAUUGCCCUGGAUGUCAUGCUUCAGCAGCUUGAGAAAGAGAGAGCUGUUAGCAUCAACGCUUUUGUGCACAAGAUGAGGCUGAGUCGACCACACAUGGUGCAAACAGAGUCCCAGUAUGUUUUCUUGCACCAGUGCAUCAUGGACAGUCUGCAGCAAAACGAGAGGACUGAAGAGACCAUAUAUGAGAAUGAUGACAUGAUAUAUGCCAAUGCCACUGCACUCCAGCAGUUUCACAAAAGUAGCAACGCUUAACUAUAUUGUUUUCAUUUGUGCAACUCAUUUAAAAGCUAAUGUCAAAUCCUACAUGCAAAGUUUGGUUUGAAAUUUUAAAUGACAAAAGUUGAUGUUGUAUAUUUACUGUAAAUGGAUAGCACACUUAAGAUUUUAAUUUGUUUUCUUAUGUGUAAUAUUAGAAUGACUAUCAUGUGGGUGAAAAACACUCCUGAGGACAGAAGAAUGUUUUAAAAUUACAUUCAGAAACAAUGAUCUCAACUUGUACAAGACAUGAAAUAUUUUUUAUUAGAAAAAAAUAAAAUAGAUAAAUAGUACAGACUUUA
Labrus mixtus (cuckoo wrasse) is the source of this 880-nucleotide messenger RNA. RefSeq names its product receptor-type tyrosine-protein phosphatase H-like. Bases 54 to 575 code for a protein of 173 amino acids. Gene Ontology annotation, biological process: protein dephosphorylation; negative regulation of MAP kinase activity. Gene Ontology annotation, molecular function: protein tyrosine phosphatase activity. Lineage: Eukaryota; Metazoa; Chordata; Actinopteri; Labriformes; Labridae. The record is from RefSeq and is a predicted model, not a curated record. The transcript has 4 exons.